CCCCUGUCCCCGGACCCAAUCAGCCCGCUGACUCACCUGGGGACGCUGCCGUCCGGACACGAUGCAGCACGGACGGGUGGAUGGGACAGGAGACUGAACUCAGGGUUUCAAGGCUGUCAGUUACUGGGAACAUCAGCAGAUCUAGGACGAGAAGCCCACGCAGACCAGAGUGUCACCAUCCUGCACGCCAAGGUCGCUCAGAAGUCCUACGGCAAUGAGAAAAGGUUCUUCUGCCCUCCUCCUUGUGUUUACAUCACUGGUCAUGGAUGGAAAGUCACGCAGGACCAUUUAAAAGCGGCCGGUUAUGGCGACUCUGUGUAUCGAGUGUGUGGUUACAUGUGCCUGGACAGCUCCAGCCAGUCACAGGCAGACGCAUUCAAACUGGUGUUCGAUGAACAGCCAAACUCCAGGAUGUUCGCUUGCGCCAAGUCGCUGUUCAUCUCUGAUCAGGACAAGAGGAAGCAUUUCUGCUUGCUGCUGCGCCUCUUCUUGAACAACAGACAGGAAGUGGGUUCUUUCCAGAGCCGGAUGAUCAAAGUCAUCUCCAAACCCUCCCAGAAGAGACAGUCCAUGAAGAACGCUGAUCUGUGUAUCUCAUCCUGCUCCAGGGUGGCUUUGUUUAACCGUUUACGCUCUCAGACCGUCAGCACUCGUUACCUCUCGGUGGACAGAGGAGCUUUCAUAGCGAGCGCCAGACACUGGACGGCCUUCACCAUCACCAUGGUAGAUGACCAGUGUGCUGAGCAAGGAGGCUUUGUGCUGAGCGAAGGCUUCAUCUGUUACGGCUGUGUGGUCCAGCUAGUGUGCACCGAGUCUGGAGCAGCUCUGCCACCCAUGGUGAUCCGAAAGGUCAACAAGCAGCACGCCAUCUUAGACGUGGACGAGCCCGUUUCUCAGCUCCACAAGUGCGCCUUUCAGUUCAGAGACAACCCUCACGCCUAUCUGUGUCUAACCAACGACGCCAUCAUAGAGUACCAGGCCCCGUUCAGCGUCAGAGAUCCCAGCAAAGUGGUGCUGAAUGACGGGUCCUGUUGGACCAUCAUCGGGGUGGAAGUCGUAGAGUUCACCUUCAAUCAGGGUCUAGCUUGUAUCACGACACCAGUUAGCCCAUUUCCUGUUGUCACUGGGUUAGAGGUGAAUGGUGGAGGGCACGUCGCCAUGCUGGAAAUUCACGGAGAAAACUUCACUCCUCAUCUCAAAGUCUGGUUUGGCAACGGCGAAGCAGAGACCAUGUACAAGUCUCCCAAAUCUCUGCUCUGCGUCGUUCCCGAUGUUUCGGUUUUCAGCGACGGCUGGCGCUGUCUGCGGCGCGUCAUCACCGUCCCUCUGUCUCUCGUCCGACUGGAUGGACUGAUUUAUCGCACCUCCUACAGUUUCACCUACACGCCUGAGCUCCAGCCGCCCCCGUCGGCCCGAAUGACAGCCGGAGGAGGGAAGAGAGAAGGAGGGAUGGGUGGAGGACAAGACGAUGACAUCCUGUUGGAGACCAUCCAUCAGGAGUUCACCAGAGCCAAUUUUCACCUCUUCAUGCAGAGUUAGUUCGUUUGUUCACAGGAAUCACAGAAAUCAAAGUGUACAAAUAGCUGAACUGGAGACAGGUGUGACAUCAUAAUUACCUUCCUUCCAUCUGCUCUGCACAUUAAAAUUAAAGCGUUUUCUUCAAGCU
Molecule: messenger RNA, 1666 nt
Organism: Maylandia zebra (zebra mbuna)
Lineage: Eukaryota; Metazoa; Chordata; Actinopteri; Cichliformes; Cichlidae
Gene: rbpjl
Product: recombination signal binding protein for immunoglobulin kappa J region-like
Biological process (GO): regulation of transcription by RNA polymerase II
Cellular component (GO): nucleus
Molecular function (GO): RNA polymerase II cis-regulatory region sequence-specific DNA binding; DNA-binding transcription activator activity, RNA polymerase II-specific
Source: RefSeq, a predicted model, not a curated record